AUGAAGCUCUUAUCAACCGCCGCUACAUUCCUCCUCUGCGUCGCCCCCUUCUCUACCGCCCGGUCUCUGGACUUCUUCAACUCUCAAACCCCCAUCCAAGCAGAGAAUGAGGCUGUGAAAGGCGAUAACCCCCUCGAGUACUGCAAUGAUCCUUCGAGCUAUCUUUUGCAAAUAGAUCAUGUCGACCUAACGCCUAAUCCUCCUCUGCCUGGAAAGACUCUCAUCAUCCAAGCUACGGGUACCCUGAAUGAGAAGAUUGAAGAUGGAGCAUAUGUGAAUUUGGAGGUCAAAUAUGGCUUGAUUACUUUGGUCAGGCAGACGGCCGACCUGUGCGAGCAGAUCGUCAAUGUUGACCUCAAAUGUCCCCUAGAGAAGGGCGAGAUGACUUUAACUAAGCAAGUUGAGCUGCCCAGACAGAUCCCUCCGGGCAAGUACACUGUGCAUGCCGACGUUUACACCAAAGACGAUAAACAUGUUACCUGCCUUCAGGCCCGUAACAUCGAGUUCAAGGCGGGCUUCAUGUGAAGCUGACUCGGUGCUUCUGAGUACAUGGCCGCGAUGCAUAUUUUGCGCUGUUGACGCUGGUUGUCCUUGCGUUUUAUCGCCCAUAACGAGCUGACGUUACUACUUGCAUAUGUUGUCGUUUUGUUUUCUCCGCUUGCCUCUACUUAAGCCCGCCUUCAUCCUCGAGCCUCACAGUGACAUGCCAAAGCUUACGAAAGCCAUGCCACGCUCUACGAUUGUUGCUAACAUUUCGUUGCGCUACGUCUUCAACGGUGUUUUGGGUCUUGGUUUAGUGCCACAUAUUGUAGUCCAUCCUUAUCGUUGUUAUUAUAAUCCGUGACCUUCUUUUACUGGCAUUACCUAGCAUCUGUACUAAAAUGCAUUUGAAACAUUGAACCUACUGAGAGCAUAGCCUAUGAAAUGUGCUAGUAAGUAGCCAGGCUUGGGGUCCAACGUAGCG
Messenger RNA from Aspergillus vadensis CBS 113365, 964 nucleotides. Its product is annotated as ML domain-containing protein. The coding region runs from base 1 to 525 and encodes 174 amino acids. The transcript is spliced from 3 exons. The record is from RefSeq and is a predicted model, not a curated record. Gene Ontology annotation, molecular function: sterol binding. NCBI's taxonomy places the organism in Eukaryota, Fungi, Ascomycota, Eurotiomycetes, Eurotiales, Aspergillaceae. Gene Ontology annotation, biological process: intracellular sterol transport.